AAAACGCACAGACAGCGCCUGCCUCGCCGAGCUUCCGCUUCCGGUCCUUCAGGCUCCGUCUCUGCGGAGACUUGGCUUUGGGAGGGAGAAAGAGGCGGGACCUCGCGCGAGCCGCGCAGGCGCACGGCGGGCAGCUGCAAUGGCGGCGCCGUGUACCCUUAACAGGUAUCUGCUGCUCAUGGCGCAGGAGCACCUGGAGUUCCGUCUGCCGGAAAUAAAGUCUUUGCUUUCACUUUUUGGAGGUCAGUUCGCCAGCACUCAAGAAACUUAUGGAAAGUCACCAUUUUGGAUUCUUAGCAUUCCCUCCGAAGAUAUUGCAAGAAAUUUAAUGAAACGGACAGUGUGUGCCAAGUCUAUAUUUGAACUAUGGGGUCAUGGACAAUCUCCUGAGGAGCUGUACAGUUCUCUUAAAACUUAUCCUGUGGAGAAGAUGGUUCCAUUUCUACAUUCAGACUCUACAUAUAAAAUAAAGAUUCAUACUUUCAAUAAGACAUUGACACAAGAAGAGAAAAUCAAGCGAAUAGACGCACUUGAAUUUCUGCCAUUUGAAGGAAAAGUAAAUUUAAAGAAACCACAACAUGUAUUCUCUGUUUUGGAGGAUUAUGGUUUGGACCCAAACUGCAUCCCUGAGAAUCCACAUAAUAUUUAUUUUGGUAGAUGGAUUGCAGAUGGACAGAGAGAGCUUAUUGAGUCAUACAGUGUCAAAAAGAGACACUUUAUUGGAAAUACAAGUAUGGAUGCUGGUUUGUCAUUCAUUAUGGCUAACCAUGGAAAAGUGAAAGAAAAUGAUAUUGUCUUUGAUCCAUUUGUUGGAACAGGUGGCCUCCUGAUAGCAUCUGCUCAUUUUGGGGCAUAUGUAUACGGGACAGACAUAGACUACAACACAGUUCAUGGCUUGGGAAAGGCUACUAGGAAAAACCAGAAAUGGAGAGGACCAGAUGAAAACAUUAGGGCCAAUCUUCGUCAGUAUGGUUUAGAAAAGUAUUACCUUGAUGUCCUCGUUUCAGAUGCAUCUAAACCUUCUUGGAGAAAGGGCACAUAUUUUGAUGCAAUCAUUACUGAUCCUCCAUAUGGUAUCAGAGAAUCUACAAGAAGAACAGGUUCACAGAAGGAAAUACCAAAGGGGAUAGAAAAAUGUCCAGAAAGCCAUGUUCCUGUUUCCUUAAAUUAUCACCUGAGUGAUAUGUUUCUUGACCUAUUAAACUUCGCAGCUGAGACCCUCGUGUUAGGUGGAAGACUCGUCUAUUGGUUGCCGGUGUAUACGCCAGAAUACACUGAAGAGAUGGUGCCUUGGCACCCUUGCCUGAAACUCAUUAGCAACUGCGAGCAGAAGCUUUCCAGUCACACAUCAAGGCGCUUGAUCACAAUGGAAAAGGUGAAGAAAUUUGAGAAUCAAGACCAGUAUUCACAUCUGCUAAGUGAUCAUUUUCUGCCAUACCAAGGUCAUAAUUCCUUCCGUGAGAAAUAUUUUAGUGGGGUAACAAAAAGAAUUGCCAAGGAAGAAAAAUCCAGCCAGGAAUGAAAAUUAAGAUUUUGACAAUGAAGAAAGAAUAAGAAUUUGAUAGAAAAGACAUCUGGAUGUGAACUUUCAUGUAUGAUCCUGAAAAUAUGUACUGCUUCAAAAUACUUUACAUAAGAAAGCGACAGAGUAAAUUGAGCAAUGCUUUCAAAGUUAUCUUUGUUUUGUAGACUUUUUUGUUGUCUGAUUUACAGUCUUUUUAAUCUUAUUUAAUGUAUAUUUGUACUUGUAUUGACUGGAGACGGACUCAAAACAAUUAUUUUUUUUACCAUUAAUCGACAAGGGAAUUAAUACUGUUGACUUUUAAAACAUCUGCUGGAUAUAUUAUAAGCAGUUAAUAGUAGUUAAGAAUUUAUUCAUUUGGUAUAUGUGUUUAUUUGUUUUUUGAUUGUCAUCGAUUUACAUUGCCACUAAUAAACCAUAUUGAGAAUUUCUAAAA
This is a messenger RNA of Saimiri boliviensis boliviensis (Bolivian squirrel monkey), 1958 nucleotides long. It is a transcript of the gene TRMT11, whose product is annotated as tRNA methyltransferase 11 homolog. Lineage: Eukaryota; Metazoa; Chordata; Mammalia; Primates; Cebidae. Gene Ontology annotation, molecular function: tRNA (guanine(10)-N2)-methyltransferase activity; nucleic acid binding. Gene Ontology annotation, biological process: methylation. The record is from RefSeq and is a predicted model, not a curated record. Gene Ontology annotation, cellular component: cytoplasm.